AUGCCUACUUCAUGGUUUACGCAACUUUCGCCUUCACUGAAUCGUAUUCACAGGCAGAUUCUGCAAUACCGGGGAGAUCAGAGCAAUCAGGGACAGCGAGAGUAUGAAUCGUGUGUACCGGUAAUAAAUAGGUCAUUGUAUAAGUUAGUACGUGAAAAUACGAUAGAGUGGGUAUCACGCGAGGGACUCGAAUCGGGUAUUCUGCAGCAGAUACUGGACAUACUCUCCACCUAUUCGACAAAAGAAAAACGAGUUAUCGUGUGUGAUGUGGUUUCGGUGCUUCUAUCCCAACGUCAUUCUCUUUCCCGUAAUAUAACUUCUCUGCUCUAUCCGUUUUUUCAUUCUCGUUUGGUAACUCAUAGCUUUAUUCAAACCAACCUUGAUUCAGAUAAUCGAUUGGCCAAAAAGCUGCGAAAGAUUGUUUCUUCUCACACGCAAUUCAACGCGUUCAGUAUCCAAGUCGUUCUCACGCUCUACUCCUUUUCCGAUUCAUUUGCUAAGAAUGUGUUGCGUCUGCUUGAAUCUGUGGUUUCGGAUACGCAGUGUGAGACGAUCCAUCAAUUGCAGUCCUCCCCUUGUUCCUGCUCCCAUUGUAUAAACAAGAAACGCGAGCUAUCUGUGGAUUCCAGAAAUUGCCCUGAUUUUAAUACUCUGGAUCGAGUUUGGAAGUCUGUGAUUCGUCAUUUUUCUCUGGAUACGGCAAGUCCUGUUCUCUCGAAAACCAAAUCCUUGCUUUUACAACUCGCACUGGAUUCCACGUUUCCACCCUUUUCUCCGUUCGCUUGCCGCCUUCUACUGGAUCUCUACCAGAUUUUGGGUGUGAACGCGUUUAUCGAUGAUGCAGAAUCGUUUUGGAAUUCGACGAAUCCUCGCUGUUGUGCCUUGAUGACUUGUUUAGUGUCCCACAGCACACUUCUAGACACAAACAGCGCUUUAACGGUGUUAAAUGAAAUGUGUCUCACUUCCGAGUGGACCGAAUCCAUGCAGUCUUUGCUCCUUCAUACACUCUAUCUUCGGCUCAGCGCUCCGCACACGCCGCUUUCUCCUCGAACGCUCGCUCGUCUUCAAUCCAUCGCCCUCACGCUCUCCACACACUUGCAGAAUAACAGCCUUGAUUCUCACAGUCACACUCACUUCCCUGCAUUGCUUCACGCAGUGGGCUGGCUGCUCCUCCGGGAAAUUCCCAGUCUUCCGCUCUGCUGCAGGCAGUGGCGAUUGCAUCUCUGUUCCUAUUGUUCCCGCGGGAAAACGACGUGUUGGCUGUGUGAAACGGAGUUGGUGGAUUGGAGAAAUGGAGAAACGGGGGAUACAGGGGACAUGAAGGAAAUCAAGGAAAUCAAGGGCGGAUGUGAGUGGAAACCCCCCGAUUCAGUGCAUCGAUGCAGAUGCGGCUUACAACAUCCUUUUGUGCGACAUAGCUGUCUUUGCGAGAAUGGAGACUUCCCCGUUUCGUUCGAUUACUCGAUUUCCAGUUCGUCGGAGGCAGAAGGGGAUGAUGACGAUGAUGCGGAUUUGAUGUUCGAGAUCAAGCGGAUCCGUCUCGAAAACGAGGAGAAUCGGAAGCGAAGAGCCGUUUUGGGAUUCGAUGUAUGGUGUUCAGUGCUGGAAUUUGUGUCUGGAAGGGAUCUGGUCGAAGCGGCGUGCGCCAGUCGAUUUUUAGCAGACGCGAUGAAGACAAAUGGAGUGUGGAGAGAGCGAUAUCUUGGGCUAUUCAAACACUAUCGAUGUGGUCAUGGGGAAAAGUAUGUGCACUGCUAUUACCACCUGACGCAGCGGAGAGUAAAGAGUCUGAUGAAUCGAAAAAAGAACGAGGUGGUUUGCCAAGUGUGCGGGUGUGUUCGAAGGUUCGCCUCUGUCGAAGAAUAUGAGAAGCAUUUUCAGGAAAAGCACUCUUCGUAA
Blastocystis hominis is the source of this 1899-nucleotide messenger RNA. RefSeq lists its product as hypothetical. The transcript has a single exon. Lineage: Eukaryota; Bigyra; Opalinata; Blastocystidae. The coding region runs from base 1 to 1899 and encodes 632 amino acids. The record is from RefSeq and is a predicted model, not a curated record. Gene Ontology annotation, molecular function: protein binding.